AUGAAGCCCAGACCCGGCCUCCCAACCGACAUCGAGGCUCUUACAGAUGUCAUCAUCAGAACGAUGCCGCUAGAUCCGCAAUGGGAUUAUCGGUUUCCGCAUCGCCAUGAGUAUCCUGAGGAUCACUACAAAUUCACGCGCUUGCUAUUCGAGUACUUUCUUGAUCCGGCCUACGACGACUGGCAGGUCAUGGUAGUGGAGGACAGCCUGGAGACAGGCUGUGAGGAUAGACGGGUGGUCUCGUUCAGCGUCUGGGACGUUUCUUAUCGCAACAAGAAGCGAUACGGGCCCGGCUAUGUAACCCAGGAUCGCAAGUCUUUCAUCAUGUUCUUUGCUCACUUCUCCCACCGAAAACCUCCUGUCACCGAGGUGGAAAGGCAGGGAGGCAGGGCACGCCGGGACGCGAACCACAAGCACUUUCAGGAGUUCUGGAAGGGUCAAAUCCGAGCCUACAAGAUGUUCUUUGGCAAGAUCGGGCCCGACCAGAUUCACCUCCAGAUUCUUGCCACGUUGCCCGAGUUUCAGCGACGUGGUCAUGCCUCCUCGCUCUGCAAAUGGGGGAUGAAGAUGGUUCAUCAAGAGCGCCUGAAAGAUAUUUCAGUCAUGGCCAGUCCCAUGGGCCACAGCCUAUACACCUGGCUGGGGUUCAGCCUUGUGGGCACGUUUCAUAUUCAAGUGGCUGGCGAGGAGGAGAUGUUGACACUACACGCCAUGAAAUACGUCCCCGAUUCAAAAGUCUUCAGGGUCGUGGCAGAUAAUGGUCAGUGUGAUUUGAUGUGA
Molecule: messenger RNA, 780 nt
Organism: Podospora anserina S mat+
Lineage: Eukaryota; Fungi; Ascomycota; Sordariomycetes; Sordariales; Podosporaceae
Exons: 2
Coding region: 1-780 (259 amino acids)
Molecular function (GO): acyltransferase activity, transferring groups other than amino-acyl groups
Source: RefSeq, a predicted model, not a curated record